CGAACAGUGGAUGAUCCGGAAGUUUGUGUCCGAAGCAGACGAAAAAGAAAAGGCAAAAUAUCCGAUGAGAGUAUUGGUUGAGUAUUAUGUGUGAUGGAUUGAUACCAAUUGGAGUAUUCUGGGAUAUAGAGAAUAUAAGUAUACCAAAGAAGAAGUCUGCUUUUCGUAUUGUCCAGACAAUUAGACAUACAUUCUUUGAUGGACACAAAGAAGCUGAGUUUGUGUGUGUGUGUGAUACAGUUAAAGAGAGGAAAGAUGUCAUACAAGAAUUAAAUGCUGCUCAGGUGACCGUGGUUCAUGUAAAUGCUACGAGCAAGAAUGCUGCAGAUGACAAGUUAAGACAAAGUCUGAGAAGAUUCGCAGAUGUUUAUUCCAGUCCAGCAACCGUUUUACUUCUGUCAAGUGAUGUGAAUUUUUCCUCAGAUUUGUCAGAUUUAAGACACAGGAAGAAUUUAAAUGUUAUAUUAGUACACAACAAAGAAGUGCACAAUUCUCUGACAGCAUGUGCCAACAGAACUGUCCUAUAUGAUGACCUUACCAAGGAGAUGCAACAGUGUGAGAAAUCUGUUGACUUGAAAGAUGAACCUACUGAUUUAGAGAUCAGAGGAUAUGGUCCAAAGAUAAAGAAGAAGAGAUUGCAGAAUCGGUUUAAACAGCUGUCCACUAAUUGUGGUGGGAAAGUGAUUUGUGUGAAGGAAGAUGUUUCUGUUGUUAGAUUUCAAAGUUUUACAGAUGCCAACAGAGCAAGAAACAGAAUGGAAGGUGAAAAUGUUUUUGGAAGUAAGAUAAAAGUUGAAAUCUCAUCUAGAUCUCCACAAAAGACAGAUAGACAACAGGGAAAUAAAAGUUUUAAAAGACCAAAAGAUACAACUGUACAGUCACAGACAUGGACAGACACUAACCAACAAAAUAAUGCAAAAACUGGUUCAGAUGUACCAAUUGAUUCAAAGCAAGAAAGUAAAAAAUCUUCCGUACCUCAAAACAAGAGUCCUCCUGAGAAAUCACUGUUAACGAGAAAUUUAACACCAACUACUUCCGGUAAUGGUAAAUCAAAUAGUAAUAGAACCCCAACUCCUCCUGGAAGUUAUUCAAGGAACCCAUACUACCAGUCAUUUUAUAAUAAUCCUGCCAGCAUGUAUGCCAAGACAUUGGAAAGUUUUAGUUCAAAACCAUUUUCAUCAAAUAGAAACAACAUUGAAAAUAAAAACAUAGACCAGCAGAAAAGCACUACUCCAGCCAUUCAGAUUCUUACUAAUAAUAACAGACAAAGGAAAACAAGUGAGAAAGAAAAUAGUUAUGGUACCAGUCCAAAGUUGGAGAAAAAUAUCAGUCCUGUAGCUAAAAAAAGUAUUAGUCCAGUAGCUCAAAAAUAUAUCAGUCCUAUAGCUCAGAAAAAUAUAAGCCCUGUAGCUCAGAAAAAUAUAAGCCCUAUAGCUCAGAAAAAUAACAGUCCUACAGUCAAGAAAAAAUAUACAAGUCCUACUUCUCAUGGAAGUAACAGUCCAACUUUACAGAAAAAUACUAGUCCAAAUGCUAUGAGGGGAUCAGUGCAGAAUACAAUUAAUGACAACAGACAGGCAACCAGUCAUUUAUACAAUGAAAGGAAAACAGUUGAUAAUGGCAUGAGUCGAAAUAUUCCAAAUAAAUUUGGGAAUCAAGAUAAUUAUAUACCACCAAAUUCAGGAUAUCAAAAUGAUCAGCCUCAAAAUGAUGAUGAUAACAGAUCUCAUCUUCAUGAUACAGUUAAUAAGUUUAACAAAGAUGGUAAAGGAUCUAGUCGUCAUGUCUUAAUGUUACAACAACAGCUUUAUCAGGAGGAUCAACAACAACAGGACUAUCACGGCAGAAAACAAUAUAACUACCAUGGUCGUUCAUUCAGUCCUCCACCAUAUUCUACACCUUGGAGUACAUAUGAUUAUCAUGAACCUCAGCAUGAUAUGACAUUUGAUUCUUCCUAUCCUACGUAUCAACAUUUCGGUGGAAACAAUUAUGACUAUCGCCCAUUUUCAUAUAGUCAGAAUAAUAGUUAUAAUAAUAAUCCAUACGGAUGUUAUCGUAAUAAUUCGUGGAACCAGUAUAAUAGUAACCCAUAUAGAAACCAGAGACCUGGUACCAGUCCACCAAACCCUAACUGUCAAACAAUGUGUUCUACCGUAGUUCAACAGAAAUGGUCCCAUAGUCAUAGAUGUAGCCCUUAUGAUAUGGUAGACGAAGGACCAGCCAUGCAAAGACAGUCACCAAUGAACAUGUUUAGACCCAUUACACCAUCACCAGUCCCUGGUGCCUGUAGUAGUCCAGCAAUGGAAGAUGAAGACCUUGAAUGGGAAGGUUUUGUUGGUCCAGUUGAAUUGCUUGUUUCCAAUCUUGAUUAUAACAUCAGUGCUAAGGAAUGGAGAAAGAUUCUCUUCACAACAUUUCAUCCUCAUGUGAGGGUUUUAAAUGUACAUGUAAAGACUCAACCAGACAACACCAGUAUUGGUAUGGUUAAAGUACCAAAUAUAGAGGAGGCUAGAUUUGCUAUAUCACAGUUCCACAGAAAGAAAAUUGGAUAUAAAAGGAUUCAUGUUACUCUGAAACAAGAGGAAACUCAGAGACCAGCCAGCAGUACAAGAGCAGAAGCAAUUGCCUUGCUAUCAGAGGCUAAAGACAAUGUUCUUCCAUUGUUUAAAUUCAUUGAACUGUUUGAUAAAAGGUAUCACAGAACUAUAAGUGUUUCUGAGCUGUAUAAGAUGAGGGAUACACUAGAAAUAAGAGAGAUGAAUGGAACUAGGAUGGUACAUCUUGUAUGUAAUUCACCCUACCAGUCUGAACCAACUAUCAUAACCAAUCCUGAACAGGAAAUGUAUUAUCAACAAAAUAUGGUGAGUGUUAGACACCUUGUAUGUAACUCACCAUACCAGUCUGAACCAACUAUCAUAACCAAUCCUGAACAGGAAAUGUAUUAUCAACAAAAUAUGUUAAGCAUUAACCAGAUUCCUGAAGUAUUAGAACAGCCAGCUUGUCCUAUCCAUUGUCCUGAGGGUAGUAUUAUGUAUGCUGAAGCUGUCAACAACUGUAUGUUACCUAAUGUGAUGAUGACCAUUAAAAUGUUUGGUCCUCAAGUCCAUUCUCUACUGCAAUCACAUGAUGGAAAUAUGCCAUUAAUGAGUUUUGCAAUAUGCUUUAGUGCUGAAUUUGGAUGUCUGCCUAUUGUUGGUGAUAAUGGUAUACCAUUAGAACAUUUGAUUAGCUGUGUACAGGGUAUACAAAUACAGGUAUCACUAUCAGGUGUAAAGAAGGUCCAAUGGGCAGAAAACAAACCCUUAUCUCCUCCAGAUUCUCCAACAGGUGGCAGUAAUCCAUUAUUAAGCCAACAAUUGAACCAGUUUAGUAAAGAGAUGAUAGAACUGUUAAAGUCCUGUCCCAAAUGUAGAAUGCCUUUUAGCAAGUUUAUACCGUCCUACCAUCAUUUCUUCAACAAACAGUGUAGAGUGGCUGAUUAUGGUUAUACUAGACUUAAAGAUUUGUUUGAUGCUGUUCCUCAUGUUCUCCAGGUUCUUGGAACUGGUGAGAGAAAAGUACUGACAUUGAGUCAUCGUGCCCAGAUUAAAAGAUUUACUGCAGACUUACAGAAAAUAGUGAAAGCUCAGUAUGGUAAACAGUUGAAGCUCAGUUCCUUUUCAGAUAACUAUACUUUGGUUAUGAACAAAGAUUUUGAUGCCCUGGAGUAUGGUAUGGCAUGUGUAGAAGAUUUACUGAAUGAUGUUUCUCCAAUCUCAGUUAUAGUUUUGCAAGAGGAUACAGAUACUAUCAUUGCUAUUCCAAGAAAAGAUCAGACACCAGAAGAAAUAGAAAGAACUAAAGAGUUUUCUUUGGAGGUAGUGGAUUUAUUGAAACACAAUCCACAGUGUAGAAUGCCUUUCAAUAAGUUUAUACCAUCAUUCCACCACCAUUUUAGUCGACAGUGUCGAGUCUCAGAUUAUGGAUUUACCAAGUUACUGGACUUGUUUGAAGCCAUUCCACAUAUUGUGGAUAUUGAAGAAGAUGGGGAAGAGAGACUUAUACAUUUAACAGAAUCAGAGCUGAGAAAAGUCUUAGCAGAUCAGAUAGUGGAAUUAUUGAGAGCCCAGAAGAAUCAUUGUCUAGCAUUACAUCAUCUUAUGUCAGCCUUUACUUGCCAUUUCGGUUUUAAUAUUCCACUACAUGAUUACUAUGUAAACUCUGAGGAAGAACUUGUCCAGAAGCUUAAACAUGUAGUAAGAAUUGAUAUGAUAAAUAGAUGUAAAUACAUAAGGUUGUUAGAUCGACAGGGGACACCUGAAUUGGCUAGACAAGUGUUACAGCUAUUGAUGGAUCAAAGCAGUGGUUCUCUCCCCUUAAUGGAACUUUUGAGUAGAUAUAAAUCUAUUUUUGGUAAAGAAUGUGACAUCAGACAACUUAAAGAUGAACUUUUAGAUUAUGUUCAGAUUAAAGGUGAUGACGAGUCUGGUAUCAUCAGUCUAACUUCACUCCAGGUGUUUGCUAGAGAUGUGAGAGUUCUACUACAGAAUGGUCUACAGGUUUAUGUGUCUGAUUUCGAGAGGGUCUACAAGGAUCAGUUUGGUGUAGACUUAAAGCCUGCCUUGUUUGGUUAUACCUCAGUGGAGACUCUACUAGAAGCUAUCCCACAUGUGGUCCAGUUCCAGGGUAAAACUCCCAGAAGAUAUGUAGAACUGUCUCAUGAUCUAGAUGGAAAUACUUUGUCAUCACCAGACCCAAAGGCUAUCAGUCCUCUCCUACUGCUGAGCAAUAGUCCAACUAGUGAAUCAGAAAGAAUCAAGAAACUUCUGCCUUCCAGACGAGAUUUAUUAAAUGAACCAGUUCCUUCUUCAGUACCAUCACCAGAUCUUCAUCCUAAAGAACAAUCUCCUAGGGAUCUUAUCUCUUUUGAUCUCAGUACAUAUUCAGAUCUUGCUGAUCAGUUAUGGCGUUUGAGCGAGGAGGAGAAAACUGGACAGAAGACCCCACUUUGUAUGACUCCAACGUCAGAACUGUUGCAGUUAGCAGCCAAAUGUCUAGUCAGUCGGCCUCCUGAUGUCAAAAAUGACCCUCAGAAGUCUGAAAGUAUCACAGAUAUUAUCAAAAAUGGAUGGUGGAAGAUUGUAAAAUCACAAGAGACCCAAGAUAUUUCCUCAGAAACUGAAACAUCAAAACAAGAAACCUCCAUAAAAGCUAAUGAUUCUAUUGGCAAGAGUUUAUUCGAACAAAUUUUCAACAGAAGCACAACUGAUUUUCAGAAAGAUGCUGCCAAGGAAGAGGCUACAAGGUCCUUAGACUAUAGAAGGAAAAUGAUGGUCCAUAGUCCACUGCUGUCACAUGACGAGUUAGCUCUAACAAAAUUAAAACAAGCAGGUAUAGACAUGGAAUCUCAGACAAAGAAAGAAUGUGUUAGUAAAGACUCUAUAUCAUACGAAACUAUGUUUAGAAGAGACUUUCCUAUAGAAACCAGCUCCAUUAAAUCUGAUACUAGUACACUUAGUGAUGUUUCACAAGAUUCUCCAAAGAAAUCUCCACGGAAACCAAGACUUGCUGCAAAAUUUGAUAUACCUAUAGAUGGCACUCAUUAAUACAAGUGUAUUCUUAAAGUAAUACAAGAGAUGUUAGUGAUUAAUUAUUUAAGUUUGCUUGUUCAGAAAUUAUUACAUUAAAGUAAUGUUUAAGAGUAGUGUAUAUUUUAUCAUAAUGAAUUGAGUAAAUGUAUGACUUAUACUGGUAACAAAGUAGUUCUCAUCAAGUAGCAAUUCUCACUAACAUAAGUUUUAUCCUUAAACUGCCUUCAUUCAGUAUUCAGACUGUAGCUUGACUUGUCAUCUAACAUUUCAAUUAUCGUAUAGGGGUGUAAAUUUUCGCGGAUAGAACAGAAUCGCAAAAAUGAAUUCAGCAAAUUUAAAAGUAGACGUGGAAAAGUAUUGGUAAAAGUUUUGAAUCAGCCAAAAUAUUUUGUAUACUUUACUCAAUGAAAAUAGCGAACUUUGACACAUACGAAAAAUAACCCGCUGUACGGCAUUUACUUAUGGCACUUCUUUCUUGGAUACGGUAAAUAGAUUGCUACUUGGAAGAAUUACUCUAUCACCAGUAAUGUUUAUUUUCAUAUACUCAAAAAGAUUCAUAUUAUUUUUGAAUAGAGUUAAACAAUUAUUAUUUAUGGAUAUUUUAUGAUACAAAAAAAAAUCACUGUAUUAUCCCAUUGGUUGUUUUACUUUUAAAUAAAGUUGGAAAAUUUCUGUGUUUAAUGUAUUAGAAAACUCACAGAAAACUUCAAUCAAUGUGAGAUGAUGUGCUAUAACUUUUAAUAUCAUGUUAGAAGGAUUUCAGUUGGAAUCAUAUUUAAAACAUGUCAAUUUUCAAAUAUCCUUUCUGGACAAAGUUUAUGCAAGAAAAUUUUGAUGCACACCACUUAAAAUCCAUAAAGAUAUUUCUGGAAAAGGACUAAAAUUCAUACAAAUAUUUCUGAAAUUUUCCUAACUUCAAAGUGAAAUACCAAUGGGAUAUUAUUCUGAGAAUAUUGUGUUUUAUGUUGAUGUGAUAUUUAUGAAGGUAGUGUUCUUUGUAUGUUUUGUGUUUAUUGUCUUUCGUUAUUGUCAUUGUGUAUGUUUAGUUUGUACAUUUUGAUGUAUGGGAAUUUUAACUAUGCAUCAAUUGAUUUGUCAAAGGAAAUGUCAGUAUAUACAGCUACAUCAUGUGAAAGAUUGAUACAUAUUGUUCAUCUUUUCUACUAUGUAGAAACAACUCUAGGCAACAGUUUAAAAAAAAACCAUUUAAGAAACCAAUUACAACUUGGAGGUUCAGAAGCCUUACUGAUUUGUGAAACUUAUUCAAGCUUAUGGAUUGACAACAGUUACACUUGAAUAAUGGUCUGUCUUUUCUAAAAGAAAUUAACUUGAUGUUCACAGAUAAUUAUUUAGAUAUAUUUUAAUUCUUAUGUGAUAUAUGCCAUUAGCAUUAUUCAUGUUAUUUUCAUAAAAAGUUAUGUCUGAAAAUCAAAUAAAUGUCUUGUAUUGGCCUAAAAUAGAUAAAGUCUGAAAAUCGAAAAAAAAAUAUCUUGUAUAAAAGAUAACUUCUAGCCUAGUUUUGUUUACAUUACAAUUUAUGAAGUAGUUGAUGUACAGAACUUAAAAACAACGAAAGAAAAAUUUGAUUUAAGAAUAAGCACUUGUAAUGUUGAAAUGCAUUCUGGGGGUAAUUUGAAAUCUGUACAUGUAGGAUUAGAAGAGUUUUCUGCAUUCAGUAUUUAGAUAUAGUAAGGUCUUGAAGGAAGGUUCAUAUGCAUAACCAUGCUGACACAGAUCAAAACUGUAGUGUGGUUGUACAUGAUGGUUUGUCCAAGUAGGGGUUUAUUUUCUAGAAAAAAAUUGUUCGAAGCAAUUGAAUAAGAUGUCAAGGCAGACGUGUUUAGUAAACACAAAUUGCCUUAUCUUUACAUAUAGGUGAAAGAGCUAAAGUUGUAUAUUAAGCAAAUGGAGAGGACUUUACUGAAACAUUAUUUUUUCAAACCAUUAUUUGUAUUUUCUGUACCUUGUCUUUGUUGAUAUUUUUUGUUACAUAAGGGGCAAUCAAGCUUAUUUUGUGGUCAUGAAAAUGCUACAUUGCAUCAUUUUGUUAAUGUAAAGGGAGAUUAUAAAAAUUUCAUGGACAGUUAAGUAAGUUUUUGUCAUUGACAUUUUUAGAUGUUGAAUCCCUUGGACAUCUAUUAAUAAUUUAAUUUUGGGUGUAACACAUCUUUUGAUUGGCUGACAUUGAUUCGUUUAUAAGCUCAAACAUAAUUCAGUCAUUGUCUUCAGUCACGUUACCAUGAUGUCUUCAACUUUUUUUCAUGGUUUACUCUGGUUAAAAAUGGAAUUAAGAAUUAAAUUAUAAGAAAUAACUAAUAUUUCUUCUGUCUUUUCGGAAUAUCAAUAAAAAAAUGUGGUGCACACUUUAAAAUAACACUCUGCGAGAUAUUCAGUGUGCACCACAUUUUUUAUGUUAUUUCUUCAUAUACAUAAAUAAAAAUAUUACAGUUAUAUCUUCAAUAAAUGAAAUGAUAUUUAACUUAAGUUAUGAUUUAUAUGUGAAUUGUAUCAGAUACCGGUUUGGAUAUUGCAUUAUAAUAGAUCAUAUUAGAGUUGUCAAUAUUUUGGGUUCAUGUAUUCAUUCUCAACCAUGCUGACACAGUUCAAAGCUGUAGUAUGGUUGAGUAUACCAUACCAUUUUAUAAGAAAGAAAACUUUAGUCAAAUUUUCCAUGUAUUCUCUGAUUAUUUGCUAUAUUUUUUUAUCAAUGAUGUGCAGUUAUGAUUUUUUUUCUUCAGAUAGUUCAUACACAACUUAUGGUAAACAUAAUAACUAUAAAUCAACCAUUAGGAAAACUUCUCAAGGCCUUAAAAGAUCUUAUUUUUAAAGGUGUGUCAAUGCCCACUUACUGGAAGAUUUUAUUGCAAAUUUUUAAUUUUUAGAAUCCUAAUAGGAGAUACAUAAAAAUAAUGUCUGUACUAAUGCUUGAUUCUUCAACAACAUACCCUGCUGAGAAGGUGUUUUUAAUGUGCUUAUGAUUCCCUCAAGCUUAUCUUAAACAUGUAUUUAAAAUAUUGAAUGAAAUUAAGGUGUCAAAUUUUGAUAAAUUGUUUGCUGGCUUCAAUGAAAUACUGUAUUAUAGUGCUGCUUCUGACAAUAAAAAGAACUAAAAAUA
Mytilus trossulus (common blue mussel) is the source of this 8685-nucleotide messenger RNA. Its product is annotated as meiosis regulator and mRNA stability factor 1-like. The transcript has 23 exons. Gene Ontology annotation, molecular function: CCR4-NOT complex binding; RNA nuclease activity; nucleic acid binding. NCBI's taxonomy places the organism in Eukaryota, Metazoa, Mollusca, Bivalvia, Mytilida, Mytilidae. Gene Ontology annotation, cellular component: peroxisome; cytoplasm. The record is from RefSeq and is a predicted model, not a curated record. Bases 87 to 5585 code for a protein of 1832 amino acids. Gene Ontology annotation, biological process: regulation of gene expression.